GCAUGGGGGUAGUGCUCGCGCGUCAGCUCUUACUAGUGCCGCGGGUUGUUGCGGUGGCACGCUCGGGCUGUGAUUGCUGGUUGUGAACGAUUUUUUCAGACGUCCAAGUAGGCAGUAAAUAAGACGCGCCGCGAUGCCGGCCGGCGCCGCCGCCGGUGGCGACACCUCGCGGCCGGCGCACCGCCUGGCGGCCAAGGAGCGCACGGCGGACGUGCGUGUCUCGGAGGACGUGACGUUCGCCGGUCUGCUGCUGUCGGAGCCGGUGCUGCUUGGUCUGCAGCAGGCCGGCUUCGAGCGGCCGUCGCCCAUCCAGCUGCGCGCCAUCCCGCUCGGUCGCUGCGGCGUCGAUCUGAUCGUGCAGGCCAAGUCGGGCACGGGCAAGACGUGCGUGCUGGCGGUGCUGGCGCUGGAGCUGCUGGCGGCGGCGGCGCCGUCCGGCCGCUGCCAGGCGCUGGUGCUGGCGCCCACGCGCGAGGUGGCCGUCCAGGUGGCGCAGGUUGUGGCCGCCAUCGGGUCGCACGUGCCGGGUCUGGCGGUCCACACGCUCAUUGGCGGACUGCCGCUCGCGCAGGACGUGGCCAAUCUGCGCCGCUGCCAGGUCGCCGUGGGCACACCAGGUCGCGUGCGUCAGCUGGUGGACAGCGAGGCGCUAAACACGGACGCCGUCCGCCUGUUCGUCAUGGACGAAGCCGACAAGUUGAUGGAGGACGCGUUCGUCGACGACAUCAACUUCAUCUACUCCACCCUGCCAGCCAGCAAGCAGAUGGUUGCUCUGAGCGCCACCUACCCGGAGACGCUGGCCGACCUGCUGGCGCGGUACAUGCGCACACCGACCUUCGUCAGACUCGGCAAGUCCUCAUCCGCCCUGCUCGGCAUCCGUCAGUACGUGCUGACCGUGCCAUACCAGCCUUUGGUGCAGAAGCAGCUGAAGCUCAAGCUGGACGCGCUGGUGCACCUGCUUUCCACCGUCAGCUUCACCCAGUGUCUCGUCUUCUCCAACCACCAGACGAGGGCGGAGACGCUGUCGACCCAGCUGACGGCGCGCGGCUGGCCGAGCACCCACCUCUCCUCGGCGCUGAGCCAGGAGCGCCGGCUGGAGGCGCUGGCCCGCCUCACCUCCCUCCGCUGCCGCGUGCUGGUCGCCACCGACCUCGGCGCGCGCGGCGUCGACAGCGAGCACGCCGACCUGGUCGUGCAGCUGGACGUGCCGUGGGACGGCGCCACGUACCUGCACCGCGACUGGGACACGCCGAGGCGCACGGGGCAAGCGGCCGGCGCGCGUGCGGACACGGCGGCGGACAGCGACAGCGGAGACAGCUUCUCGGCGCUGCUGGAGGCAUACAAGCGAGAUCAGGAGCGGCAGCGGGACGACUGGAGCUCCGGAGACGGAGAUGGAGACGUGCGGGAGGGGCGGACGGGGGGGCCGCGCCCCGACUCGUCGAGCGGCGAGGUGUCGGACGACGAAGCCGAGGACGAGGACGAGGACGAGGACGAGGACGAGGAGGCUGGGGCUGUUCAGGGAACCGACGUGGCCCACGAGGGCGGAGCGGGUGACGCCUGGCGGGGUGAGGAGUGGGGGCCCUGCACGGGUCCGCCGCCGGGAUACCCUGCGCAGCGCGACGACAUCUCGUGGGAGGCUCUCCUGAGGACGUGUUAUGAGCGUCAGACCAGGUACAUCAAGCACAUGUCGCGGUUCUUCAUGGACUACCACGGACGGCAGGGAUAG
Pollicipes pollicipes is the source of this 1726-nucleotide messenger RNA. RefSeq names its product putative ATP-dependent RNA helicase DDX20. Gene Ontology annotation, molecular function: RNA helicase activity; nucleic acid binding; ATP binding. The coding region runs from base 134 to 1726 and encodes 530 amino acids. NCBI's taxonomy places the organism in Eukaryota, Metazoa, Arthropoda, Thecostraca, Pollicipedomorpha, Pollicipedidae. The transcript has 11 exons. Gene Ontology annotation, cellular component: cytosol. The record is from RefSeq and is a predicted model, not a curated record.